AUGAAUCUCCUUUCCGCCCUCGCGCUAGCAGGACUCGCCACGGCGAGCGUGGUGAUCCUCCCCGGCGGCACUCCCAAGCCCCUGGUCCUCCCCGCAAAACCCGUGACGGCAACCGACUACGUGAGCAUCCUUCGCAACUCAGCCGCAUCGGAAUUCCCCAACUCGACGGUCCAGAUUAUUCUCUCUACCUACGACGGCACGUUGGAGGCGAACGGGGCCAAAACCGCCAACGCAAGCGACAUCUUCCCGUCGAGCGACUCGUUUGUCCGCGGCGCGAUCCAGGCCUGGGGCGAGCACCUGCAUCUCGAGAUUCGGCCGGACGAGGUCUGGUUCACCAUCUUGACGCAGCUCAACUUCUACAUGGAAGCCCACGCCGAGUCGGUCCGGGAUGUCUUUGUGCGGCACGCGGGGCAGGAGACCAUUCUCGUCGAGGACUUGACCUGGACGGCUGUCCUGUGGCGCUUCAAGGAGGAGAUCCAGAAGCGGGUCAAGACGCCCUGGCUUUUGGACUGGAUCGUGCCCAACUUUUCGACGACCACGGCUGACGAUGUCAUGACGGCCAAUAUCCUCAUGAUGGGGCUCAUGAAGGCCUACUUCAAGUACGAGGGCGCCAUCAUCUGUGGGCUGCCGAGUGUGACGCUCCUCGGGGAGAAGGAGGAUUGGGAGAAGCUGCUGGCGCGGCUGGGCAGACUGACCGAGUUUGGCGCGGAGCCGGACGAGUAUAGGGCGAGGCUUGAGCCGAUCCUCCGGCGGUUUGUCAGGAGCUUCGACGAGCCUGAUUCGAACGAGAUCCAGAAUUUUUGGUCCCAAAUUGUGUUUGCCGAGAGUCCCAUGAUGUGUGGAGCGGCUCCUCUUGAGCUCUCGGGCUGGAUCACGGGAUUCCUGUUCUGGAGCGUCGAAGGAGAACGGCUCAAAGAGUUUGGCAGGGGUGGGCCGACUUCCCUGGUCUUGGACAAGGUCAGCUACGGAUGGCACGACAUCCGGAAGCUCCCGGUGGGGUACGCAAAAGCGCCGUUCACGAUGCAUGACUUUGGGAACAUGGAGAGGUUCCCGGCCUACGUCGCUGCUGGGACGCUGGGCAAGCGGAUGGUGAGCGGGCCGCCCGCAGGGUAUGCCGCGGCGCUCAAGCGGGCCGGUAAAGACACGAGCCUGGCCACCAAUACCAGCGCUCAUGGCACCAUCCGGCCCCUCUCGGCAUGGAUGUUGUAUGGGCCACUCUAUCCUCCCGGCCCAGACCCGGCUCACCCGUACGACGAUGAACUGAGGCUGAUUGGAUCGAGAGCGCUGGGAAAUCUCGGGUCGCCUGUGGUUCUCUGGUCCGACGAGGCGGAGGAGUUGAAGCCGUGA
Messenger RNA from Parathielavia appendiculata, 1347 nucleotides. RefSeq lists its product as uncharacterized. The transcript has 2 exons. Bases 1 to 1347 code for a protein of 448 amino acids. The record is from RefSeq and is a predicted model, not a curated record. NCBI's taxonomy places the organism in Eukaryota, Fungi, Ascomycota, Sordariomycetes, Sordariales, Chaetomiaceae.